AUGAUACUGGGAGGCUUCCUCAUGCUCCCGGCAACGUUCAUACACGACGACGAGCUUCGAGUGUCGAAGCAGGUCAUUGGAAUCUUUGCGGUCGCCAUACUAGCUGGCGGGUUCGCCUUCACCGGACUGUUGACCUUCGCUGUCCGCGAUGCCGAGUUCCAUGCCAACACGGUCUACCUACAAAGCCUCGUAUCGUGUGCGGUUGGUCUGUUGACCGUACUAUACAGCUUGUUUAUCAACAAGCGCUACUACUGGAAUAUCCCAGCAUAUCUGUCCACAGCCGUUGCAGUCAUUGGUAUUCUGGCAUACAGCGGGCUGGUGUUCUACAAAUCCCACAGGACAGGACGCGUGAGACCGCGACGGAGCAUGGUACCUAGCUCGCUCCCUGUCCAGCCUGAAGACAGCAGGAGUACGGAGACCUUGGUGCCUCGAUAUCAGGAUACAGCGUUUUACGACAACUACGUCCAGAACAUGUGGCCGACAUCAACGAGAUCGCCGAGUCACUCGCCCCAGCCUGGAGGCCAUACCUCGGAGGCCAUCAGCGAGGAGGAGAUGCAGCGACAGCAAAUGCUCAUGCUUCUGAACCGGGAGACUCCAAGCACGACACCAGAUCUUUCUCAGAGCACAUUCCGAAUCGACUGGCAGGGCCAGGAUCAAGACCAAGACGACAGGACACCCGUCUCAGGUUACUACGAAGCAGGAACACAGACCUCAGGCUCCGGCUCCGGGUCGUCCGGUUACCCACGAAGCGGUAUUUCGAGGAAGUUUUCAUGGCAGACACAGACUAUGCAGCCGUGGGAUGGAGUCUGGCGUGAUCCUGUACCUGCUUCCAUGCGAGCACCUGGUCGGGCACAGAUGUCUGGGUUUGAUGUGAGGGAGGAACGGCGGCGGCAGAUUGAGUCUGGCCGGUGA
Saxophila tyrrhenica is the source of this 912-nucleotide messenger RNA. RefSeq lists its product as uncharacterized. NCBI's taxonomy places the organism in Eukaryota, Fungi, Ascomycota, Dothideomycetes, Mycosphaerellales, Extremaceae. Bases 1 to 912 code for a protein of 303 amino acids. The transcript is spliced from 2 exons. The record is from RefSeq and is a predicted model, not a curated record.